AUGUCUCGUCAUCUCGUUCGUUCGUUCAUCUUGGCUUCGGUCCUUGGCCCCUUCGUUAAUGCUGGACCAUGUAAGCCAUUGAGUAGCUCGACCGUCUUGGUCUCGACUACCACCGAGUCUAUUGAAAGUCGUGCUGCAACUUCAACAGGUGUCGUUUCUACGAGUGAGACGUAUACAUUUACAUCGAGGUCUGAGGAUGUAAGCACUACUACUGCUGAGUCGCCUAGUAGUACCGUUAGUGAGAGCGUCUUGUUCACUACUACGGCUGAGACAUCUGCUAUUUCGAGCGAUGAUACCACCGCCAGCCAAGGCGAGACAACUACUACGGCAGUAUUUGAGGCUAGUACCACUGCUGUCAGCGAUUUGGCUAGCGACACUACCACCGAGACGGCUGGUGAUACCGCCACUGAGAUAUCUGCUACUAUCUCAAGCGACGAGACAAGUGUGGUCAGCCAGACAGCUACGACUACGACUUUUGAAGAUAUCACCACAACUAUCCUCGAGUCCUCAACUACCGAGGAAAUCUUGCCUACUACUACAACUGACAUCACCACACUCACCAGCGAGGCGCCUACCACCACAACAAACGAAGACGUCACCCUCACCUCAACUGAGCCUUCUGAAACCACGACUGAGGAAGUGGAAGGAUGUAAAGACGAUAAAAUUACCCCCCCUCCCAAGAACUUGGUCUGCGGCGUGAUGGGAGGUCGUACGACGAACGACGGGUACAUAGGAUUAGGACGUACUCCCGAUUCAGAGCUUGACUGUGCAGAAGAGUGUAGAGAUACCCCGAACUGCAAUUUUUUCGCCGUUAAAGCGGGCCAGUCAGGUUUCUGUGAGCUCUGGUCUAAGGUCAAUCCUACGACAAACUUCCCGUCUCCAUAUAAGUGGUAUGAGCCUGGGUGUUUUUGCGGUUCUGAAUCCGAACCUGAGGCUACAACAACAACUCAGGCACCUGAAGUCUUGCCCACCACAACCGAAAUUACCACACUCACCAGCGAGACCGAGUUGCCUACCACUACGAUAACCGAAGACAUUACUCUUACCUCAACUGAACCCGUCGAGACCACGACUGAGGCAGCCACAAUCUGCAUAGACAAUAAAAAGAGCCCCCCUCCUAAAGAUUUGGUCUGCAGCAAAAUGGGAUAUAGCUCGAAUGCAGGCAACGCCGAGGUUGUGGGCAGGGGCCGUUUCGGGUCGGAGCUCGAGUGUGCAGAAGACUGCCGAAACACCCCAAAUUGUAAAUGGCUGGCUGUCGACACGGGCCCAGGCGGUUUCUGUCAGCUCUGGACCGGGGUCUUUUCACCGACAAACCAUGAGACCUCUUGGAGGUGGUAUGAGCCUGGGUGUUUCUGUGAUUCGUCUGAGCCUGAGCCUGAACCUGAGGCUACGCAAGAACCUGAACCGUAA
Molecule: messenger RNA, 1410 nt
Organism: Fusarium venenatum
Lineage: Eukaryota; Fungi; Ascomycota; Sordariomycetes; Hypocreales; Nectriaceae
Source: RefSeq, a predicted model, not a curated record